Molecule: messenger RNA, 279 nt
Organism: Schistosoma turkestanicum
Lineage: Eukaryota; Metazoa; Platyhelminthes; Trematoda; Strigeidida; Schistosomatidae
Source: the annotation of a GenBank genome assembly
AUGACAGAGACGACCAGUAGAGUCAGCUUACAAUUGAAGUACAACGGUCAGCCGAUCGUGGUUGACUCCUUAAGUUGUAAUCACAGCGUAUCCGAUCUUAAAGAAGAACUGUUCAAAGUAACUAGAGUAUUGCCGAAGAACCAUAAAUUUCUGGGUCUCCGGACAGCAAGCAACGAUCCUGUUGUCGAUUCAACAACAUUGUCAUGCAUUUUAUUAAAACUUGGGACCAAGUUAAUGCUUAUAGGAUCAACGCAAGAGGAAAUCGUAAGUUUCACCUGA